This is a messenger RNA of Conger conger (European conger), 2480 nucleotides long. RefSeq names its product 5'-nucleotidase, cytosolic IB a (gene nt5c1ba). Gene Ontology annotation, biological process: nucleotide metabolic process; adenosine metabolic process. The record is from RefSeq and is a predicted model, not a curated record. Gene Ontology annotation, molecular function: magnesium ion binding; nucleotide binding; 5'-nucleotidase activity. NCBI's taxonomy places the organism in Eukaryota, Metazoa, Chordata, Actinopteri, Anguilliformes, Congridae. The transcript has 6 exons. The coding region runs from base 80 to 1171 and encodes 363 amino acids. Gene Ontology annotation, cellular component: cytosol; cytoplasm.
UCCGCACUGUCACAGAAGCUUCGGUGGGCAACAUCGGCAGUGACGCUUCUUAUAAUAAUCUCUGUUAACCGUCGCGAUUAUGAGCGCCAUCGAAAUCAAGGAUGUCUCUAAUUCAAAUGAUGAAAACGGAGAAGACACAGAUUGGGCAGCAGCUAAGGUUGCUUUUGAGAACUUGAAAUCUACGAAGAAACCCCGACCUCCCAAACCUCAGCAUGCAGUGACCAUCGCCGUAUCCUCGCGUACACUGUUUAAUAUGGUGAAAGAAAGGAAAAUAUACGAAGAGGAGGGGCUGGAGCGAUACGUUGCCUACCAACAGCAGCACGAGGACGAGCCGCUGAUGCCUGGGGUGGCCUUUCCGUUCGUAAAGGCCUUAAUGACCGUCAACGCCCGUCUGCGGGAGCUUUACCCAGACAGCGAGGAACUCUUCGACAUUGUCCUGAUAACCAACAACCACGCCCAAGUCGGGGUACGCCUCAUAAACAGUAUCAAUUACUAUGAUUUAACAAUUGAGAGAUUCUGCAUGACUGGCGGAGAAAGUCCGAUUGGUUAUCUGAAAGCCUACAUGACCAACCUCUACCUCUCCAAGGACUCUGAAAAAGUGCAGGAGGCCAUUGGAGAAGGGAUUGCAGCCGCCACCAUGUUCACCACGCGGAAGGAGAACCCGCUCAGCGACACCCAGCUGCGGGUGGCCUUCGACGGCGACGCCGUGCUCUUCUCCGACGAGUCCGAGAUCAUCGUCAAGCAGCACGGCCUGGACACCUUCUUCCAGCACGAGAAGGAGUUCGAGAACUUGCCCCUGGCCAAGGGCCCUCUGAAGUGCUUCCUGGAGGCCCUCGGAAAGCUCCAGCGGAAGUUCUACACCAAGAACGAGCGGAUCAACUGCCCCGUGCGGACCUACCUGGUGACGGCCCGCAGUGCGGCCAGUUCCGGGGCCCGGGUCCUGAAGACCCUCCGGAGCUGGGGCCUGGAGGUGGACGAGGCCCUCUUCCUGGCCGGGGCCCCCAAGGGCCCGCUCCUGGAGAAGAUCCGGCCCCACAUCUUCUUUGAUGACCAGAUGUUUCACAUCACGGGGGCUCAGGAACUGGGCACCAUUGCCGCCCACGUGCCGUAUGGGAUUGGGCAGAAGUACCACCGGGGUAAACUCAUCCAACAGAACCCAAAGGGAAAGUAGCGGGCAAGGGUAUUAAAAAAAAAAGGGUCUGUUUCACAGGCACAGAUUAAGACUAGUCCUGGAUUAAAUAGUGUUUUGUAUAGAGACUGACCAUACAGAACUUAAUUUAGUCCAGGACUAGGCUUAAUCUGUGCCUGUGAAAUUGUCUGUACUGUGAACACCACAGCAUUAACUAUAGCUGGACUGCCCUCUGAGGGUGGGGGUCCAUUUCUCUGUGUUUUGUAAUUUCUUUGUCUCCCUGCUGAUAUAAAAGUUGUACUGUCUGCUUUGAAAACAAAUGGUUAAAUGAUUAAACAAGAGCGAACCGAAGGAGCUUCCAGACUGGACCGAGACUAUUCUGUCUUUACUGUACUGUAUGUCCUUCACUGGAAACUUCUGAAACACUGGACAGUUUGCACUACUGUAAAGUAUCACAAAUUAUGUAUUUGUUUCAAGGAAAACAACACCAACAUUUUUGGAAAUUUUCCGACUUUACCCAGACAAGAUGGAGGUAGGCUACUGACUCUAAUAGGCUGCUAAGCUAACAGGUUUUGCUAAGAUGGAAAUUGAGCCAGUGAAUGCACAAAAAUGAAAAUGAAAUCGAACAUCUCGUCUAAGUCUGGGUAAGUCUUCCCAAAAUGUUGGUGUUGUCCUUUAAGAGCUGAAUUCACGAAGGUCACAGUUUACAAAAGAGAUUGAACAGAAACACGGAUGUAAUAUGUGUUAUAACUUCUCUUUCAUUGUAUUGGUGUGCAUCCCUAUCUCUGUCAAUUCCCUGCCUGCCAUUUCUAUGGAAUCCUGUGUGUUCUUUAGACGUAAGUCCCUGUUUAUUGAGCAAAUAAUACUAUGCAUGUCAGUGUUUUUAUCCAUCUGCUUGUGGAUUAACUGUACCACCGAACCACUGUCUGCACAGCUAUAAGUACUAAAUGUACUGAAACUAUGGCAGGUAUUUCUCUUAGUCACUUUCAAAACUGUAUUUUCUUGUCAGAAAAAACAGUUGUUCAUUGUACUGUACACACAAUGACUACUCAUGUUUUAUUCUGUGUAAAGUGUCCAUUAUUUACCCAGGACCUGAAUGCAAAAAACUGUUAUUUUAUUCAUUGUUUUUAUUUUCCUUUACCUGAAAUCAUUAUUUAUGAGAAAAAAAAAUGUCAACAGUGUUCAACACAGAGAAUGUUACUGGAAGAUAUGUAUUUGUACUAAUGUAUAACACUAUAUAAAAUGAUUAUAAUUCCUGUUUUAGAAUGCCUUCAGUUCUUCAGAAUGUUCAAUGCCUUAUUCUAUAAGGUACAAUAGGUAAGAUUUCUGUAUUAAAACAUUGUUACAAGAC